This is a messenger RNA of Aplysia californica (California sea hare), 5347 nucleotides long. RefSeq names its product muscarinic acetylcholine receptor M3. NCBI's taxonomy places the organism in Eukaryota, Metazoa, Mollusca, Gastropoda, Aplysiida, Aplysiidae. Gene Ontology annotation, cellular component: plasma membrane. Bases 669 to 3344 code for a protein of 891 amino acids. Gene Ontology annotation, molecular function: G protein-coupled acetylcholine receptor activity. The record is from RefSeq and is a predicted model, not a curated record. Gene Ontology annotation, biological process: adenylate cyclase-activating adrenergic receptor signaling pathway. The transcript has 2 exons.
UCCCUAUCCCUUUCUAAAACUCCACCCAAAAUAUUACGACCAACACAACCACCCCAAAAAUAUAAACAACAACAAUACCUCCAAGCCUUGCCAACCUUUCGAUUCACAUUGCCAAUGUUAUUCUCUUACAUUGCAGGAAAACCCCACUUACGUCGAGAAGACCCAGUGACGUCAUCAUGCUAAACCAUGACGCAGAGUGCCGGUCACGAAAUCGAGGCAGUGGAGCUAUCGGCCAUUUCGCGCCAAACCCUCACUUCAGCCGGGGCCUUCACUGAUACGCCCAAAUCGUGCUCUUCUGUGCUUUAUUGCGGAUUUUCCCGCAGCCGUAUUGACUUUCCCGGCCGCUGUGUUCGGCUGUUUGUGGCCUCUGUUUCCUACCACUCGCACCGCGGCUGUCAGAGAAGUUUUACCCUGCUUUCCUCUUUCUGCAUUUCCAUUUUUCUCGCUUGGUGGCGCUUUGAUUUCAGCUGAUAGAGAUCGAGACUGACUCUCUGUCUCUCUCUCUCUCUCUCUCUCUCUCUCUCUCUCUCUCUCUCUCUCUCUCUCUCUCUCUCUCUCUCUCUCUUUCUCUCCUUGGGGACGCGUUUCUCCAUCGGUGUCAUCAUCCCUCCAUGUUCCUAAAAUAGUGGCAGAGAUCGUUGCUGUUGCUCGGAGCGUGCGUCAUCGCUAUGACAACCGAAUCCAACGAUGGCGGCCUCGUCACAACCUCGCGGUCAUGGGAUGCCGGCGCAAAUGAGAACAUCCAUAUCUCCAGCAACAUGGCGACGUUGAGAGACGGCACUAAUUUCGGGAGGACGACUCGGGAGGCCCCUGGCCCCCCUCUACCGACGGUCGAAUCGAAAAUAUUUCCACCUCGUCUGCCCCCUGUCCCUGCCUCUUUCUAUCAGAGGGCCCCGAACGAUUCCUUUCAGAUUCACAACACUUCUAUAUCGCCUCCAACUGACUCCAAAGAGAGUGAGGCUACUAUGCCUCACUCAUUAGCCAACACUCUCAACUCACUUCUGCACAAUUUAUCUGCUUCGUACCAAGAGUUCCAGACAAAUCUUGGAGGUAAUCAGUCGGUUUCCUUCAACGAGUAUUUUCACGCCACUUAUCCACUUUCAAACACGACCCAGAGUUCGCUUUCUGUUCGCAACGGAUCUACGACCACUCUACUCCCUACUGCGAACGGUUUCACCCAACCUUUAUCUUCACCCUCAUUUACGGACUUGUUCUUUUUACCCGGAUUUGACAAUGUAUCAUCCAGAACUUUGGGGAAUUUUACAGAAGACGAGGAUUUAGGCGUUGAUCGAACAACAGUUGAAAUUGUGUUAAUCUCUAUAGUAGUUAGCCUUUUAGCUAUUCUGACCGCUGGUGGAAAUCUUUUAGUUAUCGUCGCGUUCAAACUGGACAAGAAUCUUCAAACUGUGAGCAACUAUUUUCUUCUAAGUCUGGCCGUAGCAGAUUUGACUAUAGGCAUCGUCUCCAUGCCGCUGUACACCGUGUACCUCCUUAUGGGUUACUGGCCUCUCAAAGCCCUCAUGUGCGACGUGUGGCUAUCUCUGGACUACACCAUGAGCAACGCGUCCGUAGCUAACCUCAUUAUCAUCAGCUUCGACCGGUACCUCAGCGUGACCCGACCUCUGACCUAUCGCGCCAAGCGCACGCCUCGUCGAGCCGCCACCAUGAUCGGGUGCGCGUGGGUCAUUUCUUCCAUCAUGUGGACUCCCUGGAUCUUUGCUUGGCCAUACAUCGAGGGCAAGAGGACAGUUCCGAACACGGGCUGUUAUAUACAGUUCCUGAAGACCAACCAAUACAUCACAAUCAUCACCGCCAUGUUCGCGUUUUACAUCCCGGUCAUCAUCAUGACGGUCUUGUACUUCCGGAUUUAUCGAGAGACGCAGAAGCGACAGAAAGACUUGCCCAAACUCCAGGGUAUGCAUAAGUCAAAAAAGAUCAAGGACCCCAAUCAUCAUCCGUUCCAUUCGAGCAAGAAGUCGAUGGCGUCCAGUGAUGAGGAAGGCUACUCUAGCACCAGUGACAAAGGGAAUAACGUUCUUGUCCAUCAGAAUGGGUUCGAACACCCCGAAACGUCCACGGGAGUAAAAAGUAAAUUGCUAGGAUGUUUAAAGAUAGACCGUGAUUCAGACUACAUGGAGGAUUCUAGCACAUCUGAACCCCCAGGGUCUCCACCAACGUCCAAUGCUCAGUCAACAUCCACUAUACAUAACAUUUCCGCCAUUCGCUCUAAUGGGAAAGGAGGUAACCUUCCUCGCCAAGAUUCGGAUAAAUCUACAGCGAGCCUACAAGUCCCGAUAUGUAAACCAUCUCGCUCGGUCAAGAUGAAUUUCAGCACGUCUCUUAUACCGCUGCUUCCCAUAGACUCGCCCAGCCCCACCUCAACCACGUGUGGCAUUCUUCUUCCUCGUGACCUGAGCGUUGACACAACGUCAUCCACGCCGGACCAGGCAUUGCCCUCUCCGCUCAGCGACGUGGCUGCGUCACGCUUGCACUACCCCCGUGACGUGACCACCACCUCGUUCUGCGACCCCGUGUCGGAGGUCAUUUGCGAGGAUCCGCCAAAACAAAACAGGACGUCCACACCAUCGUUCCGCACUUUCAGAGGAGAUCAGGAAUCGGUGGAAAAGAAAGAGAGUGAGGAAGAAGACGACGAUGACGAUAGCGCCGUCUACAGGGUUCUUAUACGUCUGCCUCCGCAAGAUAGCGUAGAUUCGAACCUUAAACCGUCCAUUCGGAGGGAGCCAGAGGAAGAUAUGGACCGCUUCAGCGAACUCAACCCGGAACUUGUACAAAGAAACGAAAGUGAUACCGAGGACGAUGAAGACGCCAGCUCCCGAGGGAUUCACGAUCGACCAUCGAUACCCCCUCCAGUGAGACCUCCGACAGGUACCCCGGCGUUAGCGCGCCGAGCACAAAGCAGUGACUCAAAUAAAGUGGCAAUGCAGGCGAAAAUCGCUGCUAAAGCGGCCACAAGGGUGCGUAAAGCGAAGCAGAUGGCUCGCUCUAAGGUGGAGUCUCGCAGGCAGGAGCGACGUCAGGAUCAGAAAGCGGCAAAGACGCUCACGGCCAUUUUGUUGGCGUUUAUCGUCACUUGGACUCCGUAUAACAUCUUCACUGUGGUCGAGGUCUUCUGUGAAGGCUGUGUGGAUGAGACCCUCUAUGCCAUAGGUUACUGGUUGUGCUACAUCAACAGCACGAUCAACCCGCUGUGCUACGCUCUCUGCAACGUCAACUUCCGAAAAACCUUCUGGAGAAUUCUUACCUGUCAGUGCAGGAAGAGGCGUGGCUCGCUCCAUAGGAUGGUACUUCCGGCAACACACAUCAACAACCUCAUACCUCGAUGACCUCCCCUUGUCCAAUUUUCACGAUAAUCGCCCUUGCGUUCACGCAGACGCGAGAAUACACUCAUCCCGCAGAGUGAUGACGUCACUGCCUCCUUCUCGGCACUUUUGCCUGAGAUCAGCGACAUACAGCUGCUGCUGUCUUCUUGGUUUGCACGCGAGCUGCAGAGUGCUGUUUUACAGUUUUAAACAGCUUUAUUUUGCUGAAACCAAAGUGCGUAACCGAAGACCAGUCGGAUACAGCGGAGCGGAGUGCACAACAAACCAUUGGCGUAGGCCUAGAUGCCUCGUACAGGCUGGUAUAUGCCGCCUGAAAUCGGCGUUGGCUUGACCUAUCAAGAGCUCUAAGCUCUUCAAAACACUAUAAACUUUGACAGAAAUUGUCUUCACAGCUAUAAGUGAAGUUUUUUUUGGUUUGUCCGCUUGUUUUUAAAUAUAAUAAUAUGUCUCUGAGCCUGUACCCUUACACAUGCUACGUAGUUUUAUCGUGUUGUUGUUUUAGGUUGAUAUUUUAUAAUACUAUGAAAUAUGAUAUAAUUUGUGUUGUGAUAGAUUCUCCUGUUCUCGAAUUUGGUCGAGAAGUGAUUCAGGGGACCUUUCUUUUUGUUGUUUGUUUUAUGUUUCAAGAGCAUGUGUUUAAGACCACUUUAGUUGGAGCUCUUUUGUUGUGAAUAUUCUCCUUUUCGAAGAUCUUACGUUUUAUGAGUAUGAAGCUUAGAUACCGUGCUUAUUUCUUUUAUUGCCUAAAAAUAUGGCACUUCUAAUUACUGAUAUUUUUUUCAACCACAAAAACGGUGCAAAGUAAUACAUUUAUUGAAUUAUAUUUACUUGCAUUGUUUAAAAACUCUAUAGAGAACAUCGGUUUCAUUUUUGGGCUUACCUGUGAGUAUGCCUUUUACGUCUAUUGGACUGAUUAUUUAAAGUAUGAGAGUUGUUCUCCCUGGAUUUGUUAAUUUAUCUUUAAGUUUACUUUUCUUCUUUAAUCAAGAUUAUUAACAAUGUAGAAAUAUAAAAAGACGCAGAUCUUGUCGAGUCUUUGCUAAAACGUGCAAUCUGUUGUAAAAUGGUUUACAAAAUAUCAAAAUUAUUAAGGUCUUAACUUGUGUGUGUUGUGUUUAUGUGUGUGUGGGGUGGGAUGGAUGGGAGGGGGGUGCUUCCACCUUCCUUGCCAGGGAUAAUGCAGUGUGUGGGAAAGAAAUGUUUUUAAAAAUCUGUUUCUAAUUGACAGUAUUUGUCACAUGGCACCAUGAACUGAUAAAAGAUUCAAAAGGAUUCGCAUAAUAUCAUUUGAGCAGUUGUUUGGGUAGCCUACUUUUCGUUUUAUUUUUGCUACUUUUCUAUUAUUAUGUUUUCUGAGCUACAGGAGAAGUUGCUCUUAUAACACAGACCCAGAAGCAUGAUAGUCUAUGUUAUGCCUUGAACAUCUUUAACAGAUUGGGAACAUUCAAAUCAUUUAUUAUUUGGGUGGAAGAGUGAAUCAGCGCUGUAAGGACCAAAGGCUGUGUUGCGGAGCAUUCAAACGAUCGUACAUAAAUAAGAAACAUUAAUCUAUAUAUCUCAUAGUAUGCAUGAUGUCAUUACAGACAUGGUCGACGCAACUCCCCCCCCCCCCUCAUUUCCCCCAUUCCUAAAUGACAUAAAUUGUGUCAAUGAGGGUGUAAGACACCUAUACGCAAUUGAAGUUACUUUUUUAAAAUUUGUGAUAUUGUAUUUGAAGGGAUUAAACAAAGAUUUCUCUAAGAGAACUUACAUUUGAGAAACAAAAAUAAAUUAUGCUUUCAUUAGUGCGAUAUCAUUCAUGUUGCGCUUGAAUUGUCUACUGAAUCAACUAUCUUGUCUUGAACUGUACAUUCAUUUGGAUGAUAUUACCAGCAACAGUUAGCCAUAAUAAUAUGGAGGGUUAAACCUCUCUUUCAGUACGUAUGGAUUAGAUCGGAACGAUUAUGUUUUUAUUGGUGAAUUCUAAUCGUUUUCAUUUACAAUAAACCCAAAAUACGCACAAUGUU